This is a messenger RNA of Trypanosoma theileri, 1011 nucleotides long. RefSeq names its product putative ABC transporter. Gene Ontology annotation, biological process: transmembrane transport. Gene Ontology annotation, molecular function: ATP hydrolysis activity; transmembrane transporter activity; ATP binding. Gene Ontology annotation, cellular component: plasma membrane. The record is from RefSeq and is a predicted model, not a curated record. The transcript has a single exon. Lineage: Eukaryota; Euglenozoa; Kinetoplastea; Trypanosomatida; Trypanosomatidae. Bases 1 to 1011 code for a protein of 336 amino acids.
AUGCCGUCGGAUCCCACGUUGGAGGACAAUCAAGACGCCGUGGUGGCACACACACCGCUGGGAGAAGACCCGGAGGAACGAAAUGAUGAUUAUGAUGAUUCCGUGAAUGAAGGAAUACCGCCGGUGGUGCUGCGCCUUCGCGAUGUGGAGAAGUCGUACACCAUUGAAGGCACGGACGAACGUGUGGUGGCGCUGCGCGGUGUUUCUCUCUGCGAGGAGGCGACUGUGAGCGGCGGGGAGGGCCGGCGGGGGUUUGCGCCCGUCCGCCGCGGGGAGUUUCUGAUGAUCCGCGGGCCCAGCGGCGGUGGAAAGACAACACUGUUGAAUAUCAUCGGCACGAUUGACAGUCCCUCCGGCGGGACGGUGGAGUUGAUGGGAACCGUGAUUGACAGCAACACACCAGACAAUGUGUUGGCGGACUUUAGACUACGUAAGAUUGGAUUUGUCUUCCAGACAUUUAAUCUCAUCUCCACCAUGACGGCAAUGGAGAAUGUGGAGUUGCCCAUGACUUUACUGGGGAAGUUAUCUAAACAAGAACGGCGACUUCGUGCAUUUCAACUACUUUCACUUGUAGGUUUACGAAAUCGUGUAAACCAUCUGCCAUCAGAACUUAGUGGUGGAGAACAGCAGCGAGUUACAAUUGCACGGAGUUUAGCCAAUAAUCCAUCACUGUUGUUGUUGGAUGAACCUACUGGAGAUUUGGAUACAUUAAACACCAUUGAAGUAAUGGAUUUAUUACUGCGUCUCAACCGUAUUACCAAGACAACGUGUAUUAUGGUAACACACAAUCCAGAUGUAGAGUGCUACGCUGACCGUAUUUUAUAUGUGCAAGAUAGUCAUUUUGUUAAGGAAGUGCGAAACAGCAAACCACAGCGGUUGGUCUAUGAAAAAUAUGUAAAAAAUCUUGAGAAGAGGCAAAAUCAGUUAACAAUAGCCUUAAGUCUCGAUGAUGAUGAUGAUGAUGAUGAUGAUAAUGGGGGAACUGAUGUGGAGAACCUUGAAGGAUUGUGA